Molecule: messenger RNA, 1170 nt
Organism: Exophiala spinifera
Lineage: Eukaryota; Fungi; Ascomycota; Eurotiomycetes; Chaetothyriales; Herpotrichiellaceae
Exons: 4
Coding region: 1-1170 (389 amino acids)
Biological process (GO): proton transmembrane transport
Cellular component (GO): vacuolar proton-transporting V-type ATPase, V1 domain
Molecular function (GO): proton-transporting ATPase activity, rotational mechanism
Source: RefSeq, a predicted model, not a curated record
AUGUCGACCAAGUACCUGGCUGUGUCAGUACCGUCGUCAAUAACCCCCUCGGGACACAAGGACGAUGCGAUCGGCGCCAUACAAAAGGUCGUAGGACCUGGGAACGGCGAUGUCACCAGUUUCCAUAUCCCAGAUUUCAAGAUUGGCACGCUAGACGCAUUAUUACAGCAAUCGGAGGAACUGAGCAAGCUAGAGGGGCUGUGCAAUUCGGUGGUGGGCAAGGUCGGAGAUACUCUGAAGAACGUCCUGGACGGAGACGAAGAGAAGAUUGCUGUGCACAAGAAUGUCAAUGACAAACCCCUCGAACAGUACCUGCGGAGUUUCUCGUGGAACAAGGUCAAGUAUCGAGCGGACCGACCCUUGUCGGAAUUGAUCGAUCUGUUGCAGAAGGAAGCAAAUUCAAUCGACAAUGACGUCCGAUCGAAAUACAACCAGUACACUGCCGUGCGGACGAAUCUACAGACGCUUCAACGGAAGCAGAUUGGGAACCUCUCCACCAAGUCCCUUGUCAGCGUUGUCCCUCCCAAUGUUCUUGUUACCGACUCCGAACACCUCGAAACCCACCUGGUGGCGAUUCCGAACUCGAACGUGAAAGAGUUCAUGCGAUCCUACGAAACUCUGGCUCCUAUGGUUGUCCCCCGGUCGGCGUAUUUUGUCGCUUCCGACGACGAGUUCACUCUGUAUGCGGUCACGAUGUUUAGAAAAUACAGCCAUGAAUUUGUGCACAAAGUAAGAGAGAAGAAAUGGGUCCCGAGAGAUUACAAGUUCAAGGAAGGCGGCAAGGAGGAGGAACAGAAGGAGGUUCAACGCGUAGAGGCGGAAGAGAAAAGAGUCUGGGGCGAGACAUUACGGCUAGGCCGCACUGGUUGGAGCGAAGGCGUAAUGUGUCUAGUCCAUGUGGUUGUGCUGAGGGUGUUUGUCGAGACGGUGCUCAGAUACGGACUGCCGCUGGAUUAUGUGGCUGUUCUGAUAAAGACCGACUCGAAGCGGGAGAAAAAGGCCAAACAGAACCUCGACACCGAAUACUCCUACCUAGCAGGCAAUGCUUUUGGACGGGAUAGCAAAGGUCGGCCGCAGAAGGACGAGGGAAUGUCAGGCGUGGAGCUUGCAACUGGUGGAGAUCAAGGCGAAUAUUCUGCUUAUGUUUAUUACGUUAUUGAUGUCGAUUGA